CACAGCAGCGGCAGCAGGAGGACCACAAAGGGGAGGGCCGAACGGGCCCCCUCUCCUCCCUGCAGCAGAAGAUGUGUGCUCCUCUGAGUGGGAACUGUUUGUGAAAGAGCUCCGAGCCCAGAGACCGAACAGUCAACUCCAAUUAUCAGGUGCUGUGAGCAGCUUCUGUGCCGACCCGACAUCAGCAGGCCUCUCCACAGAAGAAGAAGAACUCUUGUGGCUCUGUGAAGCGUGGAGGCCAGAGAGAGCGGGAUGGACACGUGCGCCUGUGCUUUGGAGCUGCUGGGGAUGCUGCUCUACGUUGGAGCGUGGCUGUGCGCUUUAACUACCACCAUCUUACCGCAGUGGCUGACCAUGUCCACUGCGCUGCUGCCUGUAGAGAGCUACGAGCUGGGCCUGUGGGAGACCUGCGUGGUCCAGGAUGUCGGGGGCAUGGAGUGUAGAGCUUACGACUCCCUGCUGGGCCUCUCCAGUGACCUCAAGCUGGCCCGCAUCCUCAUGUGCGCUUCCCUCGCUGUGGGCAUGCUGGGAAUCCUGGUGGCUACGCCUGGACUUUACCUGGUCAACAGCUGUAAAGAACACGGAGGCUGUAGAACCAAGAGGACUUUGACCAUCAUCGGAGGGGUGCUGGGGAUGGUUUCUGGGCUGCUGUGUCUGAUCCCCGUGUCCUACAUGGCCCAUUUAGCUGUGAUACAUUUCUUUGAUGAUAAAGUACCGGAUGUGGUGCCAAGAUGGGAGUUUGGAGAUGCCUUGUUCUGUGGCUGGGCGGGAGGAUUUCUUCUCAUCGUGGCCGGGCUGCUCCUGGUCACCUCCUGCAUGUGUUCACAGGUGGAGCCUCAGCCUGCGCUGCAGCGGAGGUACCAGGUGAUGAGCACAGAUGUUAACUUCAGGAAGCGCUCAGAGUACGUUUAAGGGAUGAAGCACAAAAUAUUGAACUGUAUGUAGACAGACAGCACAACACAAUCAACUGUAGAACUGCACUUCAUCCUGCUUUAAAACAAAGAUGUAAAUAUCUGGUUUUCUAUCGGAGACACUGCACUGUACGAGGGUCGCGUCAGCACUUCAGUGAAACAGUGACAUUUUUACACAGUUAUCUCUCAGUUACUUCAAAUGAUUCAACUGCACAAUCAAACAUUCGAUUUUAAGACGACCUGCUGUGACCAGUGAAAAUGAAUAUUUUUUUAAAGAUAUGUUUUAUAAGAUAAAGCUUUAUAUUCCUUAUUCUGGGACUUCUUCAAGAUCUCUCUUUUAUCAAUACCAACAAAGACAAAUAUAGUGUCUCAUAGUUUCUGAUGUACAAGAAAAUUAGUUUUAUUAAUUAGCUUUAAAGAUGCUGUGAUUGUAAGUUAUUCUUGAUACUAAAACACAGAGCGAGCACAUUUGUUCUGUGCCUGGUUACGUCUGCUUUUGUGCUGUAAUGUGCAGCACAUUCAGAUGAUUCACAUAAAGACUUCUGUUCAAAUUCUAUUAUAAAAGUUGUGUCUUUUUUGCAUUUAAAAAAAAUUGUAAUGUUCUUGUAGAAUAUGCUGGAAACGAUGAUGUGUUGAUGAAAAAGACUAAAUCAGAACAGAACCAGGUUCUCGAUAAACUGACCUGAACCACAAAUCAAUCAGUAACAUAACAUAAAGUACUGACAUCCUGAGUGGCAGUGACAUGAAUCCGUACAGAGAAAUGACUUGGUUUGUCUUC
Messenger RNA from Toxotes jaculatrix (banded archerfish), 1689 nucleotides. Its product is annotated as putative claudin-24. The coding region runs from base 253 to 912 and encodes 219 amino acids. The record is from RefSeq and is a predicted model, not a curated record. Gene Ontology annotation, biological process: bicellular tight junction assembly; cell adhesion. The transcript has a single exon. Gene Ontology annotation, molecular function: structural molecule activity. Gene Ontology annotation, cellular component: plasma membrane; bicellular tight junction. NCBI's taxonomy places the organism in Eukaryota, Metazoa, Chordata, Actinopteri, Toxotidae.